GUAAUUCGACCAUGCCACGGUGUAAAAUCGUCACAAGUCUGUACGAUAAGUCCUUCAACACCCUCCAAAGUGUCCUGUGGAAGUGUGCUGAUGCCCUGGACCGCGAAAAUACGGGGCUGAAUCGCUCCUUCCUCGUCGCGCAAGUCAAUUCUUACAUCACUGACAAUCUCUCCGCCAACCUGCUUGAGGAGCUGAUGGAGCGUCAGGAUGGCACAUCUCACAUGUACUUCAUGUUCCUGCUGCGUCCGGAUUGCAGGAAGUUCACAGCCAGAAACAUCAUGCUUCCCUACUCUUCCUGGGAAUCGAUCUUCUCCACGCACUUCCGCAACAUUGUGGUGCUGAAUCUGUCCCUCUCCUGCACAGAUUACAUCCUGCAAUUUGUGCCGCGCUACUGUCCAAAUCUCGAGGUGCUGAACGCCACUUGUCGCUACGAGAGAAUGCGAAUUGGCCUGAAUGCCGCCGCCUUCUCGCUGUCCGUGACAGACGCCGGCCUGGAUCACCUGUGCGAGUGCCAGAAGCUGCGCAUCCUGGUGGUGAAUGAGCCCAGGAGUCAAUCGCGCGGCAUCCAGACCAGCAUCACGUACAACGGUCUGCGGAAGCUGCUGCGGAACGUGCAGACGCUGGAGAGCAUCACGUACUCGGAUCUGGGGAGUGUGAUUGGGAAGGGCAUGGAGAACGUGGACAGCCUUAAUCUGCGCAUUGUGCGCCACUUCAACGCCACCGGCGACACAAUGGCGGAAAUUCUGCGUCUCUGUCAGCGUCUCGAGAGUCUCUAUCUCACCUUCUUCAACAACACACCGCACGAGGAUGUUCUGCAGCAAAUCUUCCACUUCCAGCCGCGCCUGCGGAGUCUCCAGGUCAUCAACUUCAACUGCCAUCGCUACACACGCAACCUCUUCACGUCCGUCGGCGCCGCGCUGCAGGAAUUGCACAUCGCUGAACACCACGAACCGCUGCGAUUCGCCGAAUUGCUGGUCAUCGGACGCCUCUGUCCGCGCCUGCGACACUUCACCAUCUGCAACUACAGCGACAAUCAGCCGCAAAUGUGCGCACCGCCCAACUUUGGCCAAUUCAGCCACCUGGAGAUCUUCGAGAUCGGCUGGAGUUGCAUCAACUUCCCCUUCGUGAUGCUCUUCUGCCUGCAGAACGCCCAGCACUGCCUCCGGAGUCUCACGGUGACGCAUCGCGUGUGCGACAAGAUCACCUUCGUCGAUGACUUCCUGCUGAAACACUUCACAUUCCACGCCAUCCAGGAGAUCACGAUCUCCUCGUGCUAUCGCUUCAGUCGCACGGGCCUCGAGGCGCUCAUUCAGCGUCACGACACGCUGCAGUGCCUCAAUGUUCACUGUCCGGACGACUGUGGCGACAUUCACGACUUCAUUCGCAACAACAACCUCGAUCUGGUGUUCAUCAACAAACUCCAUCAGCUUCUCGAGUGA
Phlebotomus argentipes is the source of this 1439-nucleotide messenger RNA. RefSeq lists its product as uncharacterized. Gene Ontology annotation, cellular component: SCF ubiquitin ligase complex. Gene Ontology annotation, biological process: SCF-dependent proteasomal ubiquitin-dependent protein catabolic process. NCBI's taxonomy places the organism in Eukaryota, Metazoa, Arthropoda, Insecta, Diptera, Psychodidae. Bases 12 to 1439 code for a protein of 475 amino acids. The record is from RefSeq and is a predicted model, not a curated record. The transcript is spliced from 2 exons.